GUGUGUCCAGCGGUUUGUUCUCGUCAGGGGGAUCGAACAACGAUCGAAGCCCGCCAAGUCUCGCGAGAGCGCCGCGCGCAGCGAGAGGACGGUCAGGCUUUAGCAAUAUUCAUAUUUAGCAACAACAACAAGCUUCACGGUGAGCGGCUCCGGUAUGUAGAGACAGAGACAUGGACCGACAGCCCGCCGCGCCGACACACACGGACACACACACCGGGCUGUGCCGUGCAGGAUGUGGCCACACUCCUCUGGACGUCUGACAGACGGAGCAGACCUUCGUACCUCCACCUUCCAUCCAUCCACCCGUGUCCCGCCUGUCUGAGUCGUUGAGACGUCAGCGUGUCGUAAGAUAAUGUAGCAGACGGCGUCGCCGUGGAGAUAUUGGACCAGCUGAGCUCGUCACUUCAGUUCACACUCUUCUGUAAAUUGUUAGACCGAUGUGCCGCCCGUCAGCUGUGCACUCACCUCGCUGCGUUUGACCUGAUCGUCGUCUGUCAGGAGAAUGAACGGCUCUCUGUUGACCCCGCCCAGCCCGCGGGCCGCAAACUCCUCCCCUUUACCUCCCUCGCCCUCCCCCUCUCCGUCCCCUCCAUCCCCCUCUCUGCUGCCGCUCUCCCCCCGGCCGCCUCCCCUCCCUCCCCUGGUGAGCCCUCCCCCUCAGGCUCACCCAUCCUCCCUGUCCGACACCCCCACGCCGUCCCCCUCGCCCUGCCUGAGCUGGACCGAAUUCUGUGAGCUCCACGCCCGCGUGGCAGCUGGCGACUUCGCACGCCACUUCCGGGCUUUCCUCCUGGAGAACCCGCACUACUCCCCCGACUCAGCCGCCGCCUUCUGCCGCCGCUUCACCGACCGCUUCGUCCGCCACUUCCAGAGCGAGCUGGAGGGGGCGCUCCCGCCGAGCUGCGCUUCAGGGAGGGACGACAUGGUGAGCUGGGCUCCCCAGUCAGACGCCACCUCCCUGGAAGAGGAGGCGGUCUCACCCUUGUCGGCGUCCGGGGCAGCCGUCCUCCCGUGCCCGCCAGCCAACACGACGCGGGCCUCAUCAAAGCCGGCGCCGACACGGCUGGUGUUGGAGAACCGCGGCGGGGACCGGUUUCAAGACUCUUACGCCCACAGCCAAGUCCUGCCUCCAUCCUCGUCAUCGUCGUGCUGCUCCUCGGUGGGAGGUAACAACGGGAGGCGCGACGAGAGGGGCGCCAUGAUCACCCCCGGCAACGGGGAAGCACCGGUGGAGGAAGAGGAGGACAGCUGGUUAGGGGUGGCGUCUGUGGGGGAAGACGUUGAGCCAGAAGAGCGGGAAGGAGAAUCCACAGAGGUGGACGGAGCUGACGCCUCCCACACUCCUCAGAUUCCACCCUCCUCCUCCUCGGUCACUCCUCCGCCCGGCUCCAAAGGUAACAGUACGCCCAACUCCUCCAAAAACAAACUGAAGAAGCGCUUCUCCCUGCGGAGCGUGGGGCGUAGUGUGCGGGGGAGUGUCCGCGGCAUCCUGCACUGGCGUAGCUCCUCCAGCGACUCCGCCCAGAGCCAGCUGCCCUCCAGCUACAGCUACACGAUGGGGGUGCAGGACGCCACGUUGGUGUCCACGUCAAAGAGGAACUCUGGCACACAGCCUCCCACACCCACCUCCUCCAUGCCGGUCUCUCUGUCCAUGCCACUCUCCCUCCCCCACUCCUCCUCCUCCUCGCUGCCGCCCUCCUCCUCCAGCAGCGCUACCUCCCUGUCUCUGUCGGAGGCCGCUCGGGAUCGGCGGCGGAGCAACGGUGAAGGAGGCGAGAAGGAGAAGUGGAGCCAUCGCCUGGAGAAGCUCAGACUGUCACGAUCGCCUCCUCCUGUCCUCACCCCAACCGCCGCCGGCCCUCACUCCGCCUCCUCCACGCUGCCUCCCAGCAGUGCUGCCGCCGCCGCCAUGGGUCCCCCGAGGAAGGUGGGCCGGCUGGUGCGGGAGGGCGGGGUGAGCGUGAGCUCGUCCAGCGACGAGUUGAGCGCGAGCCACGGCUUCUCCGGCUUCUCGUUCGGCUUGCUGCAUCACGGUACGGACAACAACAACGCUGCCUCAGCUUCAGCCGCCGCCGCAGUUCAGGCCGGCCCGGUGCAGCCGCUCGCCAGCGGGGGGAACGUGCCGUGGAGAGGAGGACGCUGGCAUAAGUGUCGCCUCGUCCUCAGAGAGCGGGACAGAGAGGGCGGUGAGCGGGGAGAGGAGUAUUACCUGGAAUUCUUCAUUCCUCCUAAAUCGUCAAAGCCUCGGCUGACCGUCCCGUGCUGCUCCAUCGUGGACGUGAGGAGCACCACGGCCCUCGAGGUCCCCGACAAGGAGAACACCUUCCUGCUGCAGCUGGACGGCUCAGCGCAGUACGUGAUCGAGACCCGUGACGCCGUGCAGAUGAGAGCCUGGCUGAGCGACAUCAGGAACGGCAUCUGCCUCAGUGAACAGGAAGAUGCUGAAGGUGUCUCUGGUCCUCUGGACAUCAGCGGGACGCCCGAGAUCGUUGACCGUCUAUCACAAGUGUGUUACGGCGGUAUCGGAGGCUCGUCCCCUCUCAUGGAUCCUCUCCCUCCGGAGCUGCCGCCUCGAGCGCCUCUCGACGAGACGGACAGCCGGAUUCUCGGUGGAGGCGGAGCCAGUCUGGGCACGCCAUUCGCUGAGACGCCAGACGCCACAGGGUCCUUCCUGUUUUCGGAGACGACGACGGCGGAGGCGGUGGAGCACCCGCUCAGUGAGUGUCAGUGGUUCCACGGCACGCUGUCCCGUCUCAAAGCCGCUCAGCUGGUGCUGGCUGGAGGCCCGGCGAGUCACGGCGUGUUCCUGGUACGCCAGAGCGAGACACGGCGAGGAGAGUACGUCCUCACGUUCAACUUCCAGGGCAAAGCCAAGCACCUCCGUCUGUCCCUGAACGAGGACGGUCAGUGCCGAGUGCAGCACCUUUGGUUCCAGUCCAUCUUCGACAUGUUGGAACACUUCCGGGUGCACCCGAUCCCCCUGGAGUCCGGCGGGGCCUCAGACGUCACGCUCAUCAGCUUCGUGGGUGCCACCGCCGUCCGCCAGCCAGACUUGACCAGCAGACCCCGUAGCCCUCCUCAGCCUCCACCUUUGCCGCCGGGCCGGCCGCCACCCCCAACUCCUCCCCAGGAGAGAGGAAACGAGACGGAGGUGGGAGGAGGUGUUGGAGGAGGAGGAGGAGGAGGAGGAGAAAGAGGAGGAGGAGAAGGAGGAGGAGGUGGUGCAGCGGCUGUGGUGACUAUGGCAACUACAGGGCCAGCAGCAGCUGGAGGAGCAGCAGCUGGAGGAGGAGGAGGAGGAGGAGGAGCAGUAAGUGGAGGCAGCGGAGGUGGUAGUGGAGGAGGAGUGGAGGACUGGGAGGAGAGAGACAGGGACACUCCUCUCCGCCAACUGGAAGCUGUGGAGGGGGAGGAGAGGGACGGAGCAAGGGCGCCCCGAGCCAUCGAUAACCAGUACUCCUUCUUCUGAUGAAGGGAAGGCCAGGAGGAGGAGGAGGAGGAGGAGGAGGAGGAGGAGGUGGUGGAGGAGGUGUGUGUACGUUUGUGUGUGUGUGCCUGUGUGUGUGUGUGUGUGAGCGAACGUGAGAUUGGAUGAGGCGGCGUACAUCAUAGCCAUUCAUAACCAGUAUUUUUAUUUUGUUAGCGAGGAGGAGGAGGAGGAGGAGGAGGAGGAGGUGUAAAGUACUAACACUAUAGGAGAGAGAGCAGACGGAGAGACGGGUGAGAGCAGCUUCACGACACUAACUCGCCGUACAUUUCUGUGUUUUCUUGUUUUUAGUCAGAUAAGCUUUGUUUUUUGCCGGUACGCCUCACAGCGAGCUCCUUCGUGCACGUGAACAGUAGUGACGAGCUCCUUCGUGCACGUGAACAGUAGUGACGAGCUCCUUCGUGUACGUGCACGUGAACAGUAGUGACUGAGCUCGGUCCCUGUGAAGCCAGCAGUCCUGAUACCUCACAGUGGUCCUGCCAAGACAGCACACGCUAGCCAGAGGCCAAACGUACUCUACAGACCCGAUCUGUACUGUGGCAGGUCGACCCGACACGAGCACGGCAGGUACGACAUGACGUCACAGUGAACUCCAGCUCAAGCUCACACUCACUUAAAGGUUACAGUGUGAGAAUAAUAACACUAAAGACUUCCUGUUUCUAACUUGGAGUCUUUGACUGAGGCUUACUCGACUGUGAUUGGAGCACAGAGCAAAAGGGGCGGGUCUUAGGAAGGGUGGAAUGCCCUCAUAUUUAGACGUGGUCACUAAUCUUAUGACAGCGUGUCCUGAAGGUUUCCUGUCAUCGUUACAAACGUUGUUAUAAUAAACGUCUCACAGUGAAAUGAUGCCGACUCAUUCAUCUUCGUCAAAGUCGUCGAGUCACCAACUUCAACACUAACUCUAACAGAUGAUUCACGUUAUUGUAUGGAGCUCGGUUUUAAAAAGGGAACCUGACGCAGCAUCACUCAGAUGUUUCUCUGGAGUUUGUGACGUCGUCUCGUCCUGCCGGAGGUCGUGAUUGGUCGGGUCCGAGUGACACCUGAAGUGGAGCAGGUGGGAAACAUUUACCUCAGACACACUCAGCAGCAGCAGCAUCACUCAGUGUAAAUGUCUCUCUUUCUCUCUCUCUCUCUCUGACACAGAAACAGGCUGAGUGUUUUCUUAUGGACGAACCAAUAACAAUAAUAUGAUGGAAAUAAUAAUAAUGUCAGAGUAAUAGUAUUAAUUUUAUUUGUUUUUAUUUUGUAUGCUUACUCCAUGUAACACUCGUUCCUCCAUCUUGUAAUUCAAAUGUGUUUGUGCCUUUUUUUAAAUUUUGGGCCGCCUCGUCCUGAAGGCGACUCUUCGUGUCCUCGCUGUCUUUCAUGCUGUCCUCUCCUCCUCGACCUCGUCCUCCGUUCAUCAAACGUUAAAAAAUAUACGAUUAGCAGAAAAUGUCAAUGAAUACCUACUUUUUCUACUCGUGCCUUUCUGUGUCUGUCGUCUCAUCAGCCUCUGCCUGCAUCGUGUCGCUCGUCUUCAUCACCACUCGGUUUAAAGCUUGCCUCUGUUCUCAUUCUGUCACCCGGUCUUUUCUUUGCUCAUGUGUUUGUCGGUAUGCACCCCCCCUCAGAUCAGCACGAUCUUCAUGUUCUGUGUCUCUUUUCUCAGUUUCGAAACUCUUUGUGCCUUUCUCUGUCUCUUUUCUCUCUUUGCUGGGACCGUGUGUUGAGGGCGGGCAGUGUCGUCUGUCCACCCUGUGUGGUUAGUUUCAGGUACUACAUUGAAUUUAAUGAUAUAAUAUAAAUAUAGUGAAACAUU
Molecule: messenger RNA, 5288 nt
Organism: Larimichthys crocea (large yellow croaker)
Lineage: Eukaryota; Metazoa; Chordata; Actinopteri; Sciaenidae
Gene: sh2b1
Product: SH2B adaptor protein 1
Exons: 9
Coding region: 503-3469 (988 amino acids)
Biological process (GO): intracellular signal transduction
Cellular component (GO): plasma membrane
Molecular function (GO): transmembrane receptor protein tyrosine kinase adaptor activity
Source: RefSeq, a predicted model, not a curated record